AUGAAUUUAUCGCUGGACCGAAGGGAUGGAUCGCCCAUCUCAGCCCAGCAAGCCCAGAGAAUCUUUCAGGCCCCUGUCGACGACCCUAACAGGCCCUGCACGGCGUGUUGGGUGCUUCGGUUCCUGGACCCCUGCCGGAAAGAGACGCUGGAGUGGACUUUGACCAGGAUGUCCGGCUCCCGCAAUUUCAGCACCUGCAGCAGUGUCCCCAGAAAGGGAAUCUUCAGGCCGACGCCAGGUUUGCUUCGAAGGUUGUCUCUCACCUUUUCAGCAUCAGCAGUUCCUGACCUUGACGCGCAAUCAUCUCUUUAUUUCUACGUCCAUCUCUCACUUUGCUGGUACCUACCAAAGACACAUCUCGGCAAAACAAGCUCAACUCCAAAGACGAGGGCCUUGACGGAUUCCAAAGGCCCAAGCUCCUCGGUUGCUGUUGCCGUUGACCAGGAACGGAUCGAGAGGGGGAACCGCGUGCCGGGGGGAACAACGUCCAAAAAAGUGAUUGCGGGAGAAGACGUGGAUGGAAAGACUGGUGAUAGUCUGAACAUUGAGAAGCAAGGCGAUAGUGACAGUGACACGUCCUGCGUUGUCGUCUCACAGCGAUCUCUUACUCGGAUUCCACCGCUAAGUCACUUUGUCAUCACCACCUUCAGGCGCCAGGUCGUCGGCCUCACCUCUCACAUGGAAGCUCACGCGCAAGCCGCGCACAACGGCCAAUACUAUUCGCAAUCGGCUGGAACCGAACCGCAACAGGUCUACUCCCACCCACACCAACCGCAAUAUCAGCAGCACCAGCACCAGCAACAGAGCCACGCCCCGCAGUCGCAUUUCCAGUCGCAGCCACAGCCUGAUGGUGCCAAUGCGCCGAUUAGACAUCCGUCGUUUAUAGGAUUGCCUCCAAUUUCUCGCACAUCCACCUUUUCAUCUCUACUGGGACCCUUUCAAGUCGAAGGUUCUGCCGGCGACAAUAAUAGCACGUACAGUGACACCGACACUACCCCGCGAAACUUAAUCCACUAUCAACAAGGGCAACAAGGUGGACAACAAACCAUUGUGACGACCCCGCAAACUAUGUCUGAAAGCAGAUCCAUGGCUGCGAACCAGACUGGCGAUGGUGUACCACCGCAUGGCCAGGUUAUGCCCCAAACACCUCCACCAGGGCAGAUCAUCCCAAAUAUGUAUCGCCCAGCUCAAGGUCCGGCACAAGGUCAAAUGCAAAUCCAAGGACAACCAUCGCCCAAUGGUUUUCCAUCACCUCUUGGUGCUGGAUCCGUGCCUGGUCAAUCGCCGGUCCAGGCCCAGUCAGGUGAACCCGGUCCACCAGGCAACGCCCAGGGGCAAUCCGCAUCGGCCCUGGCGGGAGCACCCGGGGCUCCCCUCUCUGUCAUGAACGGUGGAACUCCGCCUGCGGCUCCACAGUUUACGCCAGCCAACGGCCGGCCCGUCAUGAUGCCUCCUCCGCACUUGGCAGGACGGUUUCCGCAAGGAAACUGGAACUUGCAGGAGUCUCAUCUGUCGGAGCCACUACAGCCUACGAAUCGGAACCGUCACUCGUCUAGCAAUGCAUCACAGCAACCCUUCUACGGUUUCGACAAGGAAACGGGCGUUCCGGCAUCGCCACGGAGCCAGAGGGCGCCAGACACAGAGCAGCAACCACAUAUGCAGCCGGUGGAUCAGAACAGCCAAGGCCCGCAACUCAAUGGCCAGGAGAACCCCAGGAAUCCCAUCGAGCAGCGUCCACGCGGAAAUUCAUCACAAACGAACACGGACGUGGAAGACCUACCAGCCCCCCGUCCGAUCCCGGCUGCUGAUGGAAACAAGACAAGGCGAAACUCGGGUAUCUUCUCGAGCCUCCGAAACAGGGUUGGGGCAGGCACUCCGGUCACCAGUGAUGCAGUUUCCGAUGCCAGUGUCAUGACGGACGAAACAGGAGGACAGCAGCAGAGACGCGCUCAAAUGUUCAGUGCGCUAGGUUCCGGAGCCGCGACGGAGGCCCCUCAAAGUAAAGAGAGCAUCAUGGCUCAUGGCAGCACCACGCCCGUGAAUGGCGGAUUACAAUCACCCCUUCCGCAGCACCAGCAACAACAGCCGAAGAAGAGUCGAAUGGGUCUUAAGGCCAUGUUCAGUCGGUCAUCGCAGCAGGAUAGUUCCCGACCGUUCGGAAGCGCGCAACCAGCCAGGCCUACAACGCAGGGUCAAGCUCAAACUCAACAUCAGGUACAGCAUCCCGUUGCUGCGAGUGGCGCCAACCCAAUGUAUCCGCUGCGGCCAAAGACUUCUGGCCAGGUCCUCCCCCAGCAACAUCAAUCUCUUGCCUCGAUUUCCGAAAGCGAAAAGGCUAGGAAACCUUCUGGUGGAAUAUUCGGCAUGUUUAAAAACAAGGACACAAAGCCGGGGUCAGGUACAGGGGCUGGUCAGCCGCUCAUGGACCCCAGGCAGACGCUACAAGGUAUGGGACGAGGACAAAUGGCGAUGCCGUCCCCUGGGCAAGGACAAUUCUCUCAGCAGCAGUAUCGUCAACAGUUCCCAGUUGGCCCAGAUGGGAAGUUGGUAAUUUUCCCUGGUCAGCUUCCUCCUCAGCAUCAGCAGUUCAUGCAACAAGGCCAUCCGGGCAUGUAUCAGCCGCAGAAGAUCCAGAUGCAAUGGCAAAUACCAGAGCAGGACCGACCCCCCGUCAACAUGCAGCAGUCUCGGCCUUCGCUGCAAGGUCAAAAUGGAGGCCCACAGGAUCAGCCCCAACAACAGCAUCAGCAGCAACUCGACGCUCGUCAAGGUCAAAGUAAUGGCCAAAAUGCGGUCUCUGUCGGUCCUGUAAGCCCACCAGUUGCUUCUCCGAUGCCUUCAGACAGUCAAUCCGCGGCACAUCAGUCUCGUCCCCAGCAAAAUACACCUCCCGCCACUAAUGGACAGGCGCCUCCGGCGGCAACGAACGGAGGCCACGCCCGGACAUUCUCUCAAGGUAGUAAUUUACCCAAUAUGUAUACUCUCGGCAUGAACGGUAUUCAGUCAGAUCAGUUACCUGCGCGAAAGCCGGUAGGGUCCAGGGUUGUCUCAGCCCAGAUCCCUUCCAGUCUUCUGCCACCGCAACAACGCCAAAGAGGAGCUUCGGUCUCCUCAACUCAAUCUCCUCAACCCCAGAGUUUACCGAGCACACAACCCCCGUCGAGCUUGGGAACCCAACGCCCUGUGGACUCCCAGCACACAUUGGCAUCCCAGGGCGGGAUGUCUCUUCCCGAUGUUCCCGCCUCUAACCAGCGGGCGGACCAAGAAAGGUCCGGUACGCAAGACCGGCAAUACCAAGGACCAGGUCGCCAGCAAAAACCGCAACAUAUGCCCGCUGGCUCGCAGAGCCUUGUUGAAGGCACUUCCAACCAAAACAUCCCUUUCGCUGGCCAUUCACUAUCUCUCGUAGCAACCAUGGGGCCUGGCUUCCCGGUCCAACAAGAGCAACAACCACCUCAGAGACUGCCGCCACCUAGCCCCGGUUUUCCCCCUAGAAACGUCAUGACUAUAGCCCCUCCGCCCAAGGAGAAGGAGCAGAGCACUAUUUCCAAGCUUUUCAGAGGCACUAAACAACAGACGUCGCCAACAACCUCUCAGGAAAAAGGAAAGUCGUCUUUCAUGAGCGCUUUGAAACGGGGCGGCAAUACCAAGCAAGGAGAUGCCCAGCCAAGGUCCCCUGCUCAGUCUCCUCAAGCCAACCAAGGACAGUUUCAGCCAAACCAAGCUCAGAUACGAGAACAAGCACAAAGGCCGCAAGGUUUACAACCUCCUCAAAACCAAUUUCCGGGACAGCCGCAACAACAACCACAACAAAAGUCACCGCCGGGACUGAGAGAACGACGGCCGAGCCCGCAUCUGCAGUAUCAAAAUGAGAGGCAGGACCCGUCCAAAGCUCCUAGCCCACCGGCGCAAGUAGAUCUGGCCAUGCGCCUACCUGCCCAGCAGUCAUCACAGCAGCCUACGCGUUCAUCUGCUACAUCCGCUCCUGGCGUUCUCGAUAAGCCAAGACCUGCGCCCCAGAUGUUCGAGCAACAGACGCAGCAACCUUUGGCGCACGGAGAGCCAAAUCCAGCCCCUGGUUUGGUUCAAGAGCAGAGGCCGCCGAUAGCUGGACAGCCUUUGCAUCCCAGCCAGAUGGCAGGUCAAGCUCAAGCUCAAGCUCAAGCCUUUGCAGAGCAGCAGUUUUUCCAAGCGCAAGCUCAGGCCCAUUUGCAUGCCCAGAUGUUUCAAAGGUUUCAACAACAACAACAACAACAACAACAACAACAACAACAACAACAACAACAGCAACAUCAUCAACAACAUCAACAACAACAAGCCCAGUUUGCUGCUCAAGUCUCACGCUCAGAUCAACCUCCAACUCAAGGUCAAGGUCAAGGCCAGAACCCACCGACAUCUGCUCCUCCGGGUCAAGAGCCUCGGUAUGCCCAGAUGCCCAUUCCAGCUGGUUAUUUCCCUGUGCACCAAGGGAUGACCCAAACCUCUUCGCCUAUGGGCGUGCCGAUGUCAUACUUCGUAAAUGUUCCUGGCCAGCCGCCGCAAGGUUAUUUUAUGCCGAUGCCAGGGCAAGUGAUUCCUCCAGGGAUGCCUGGGAUGCCGCAUAUGUUGCCUCCUGGGUUUGUCCCCGGUCAACCUUUUGUGUACGCUCCUCAUCCCGGUGGGCCUAUGCCUCCUCGUGGACCUCCUGGAAGCAUGCCCAUGGCUGGACCUCCGGGAAGCGUACCCGCGACUACGCCUCCUUCCACUGGCGGCACCCCUUUCUUUACCCCACCGACUUCUCAUGGAGGACCUCAACAGAUGUUUCAUGUUCCCGUACACCCAUCAUCACCUCCGCCGGGCAGUGAGCACUCCGUACAGCAUCCUCCAAGCAUCUCGCCUACUCCUCCUCCGUUCAUCGGAACAUCAAGACAGGCUAGCGACCUUUCUCCUCAGCCUCAGAUGCAGUUCCAACAGCCAACGCAGCCAUCCCCGUCUCCGCCAAAAUGUCCCCUUCCAAACACGCCUUUCUCGCCAGUGGGCCCGGACGCUGUUAAUGUUCCGAACCCGCCGCUUCCGCCGAGCGAACCACAGGAGCAGCAACAGCAGCAACAGCAGCAACAGCCCAACCCGGGCCUCAUCCCCCAACGACAAGUCAGCCAAGUCAGCGCCAUGUCCAUGCAGCCCAGUAACGGAUCGCCAUCAACGAAUGUGAUUUCACCCAUCUCGAACGACAGCGGAGUGACGCAGAUUCCCGAGGGAGGAGGACAGGAGCAACUUUCUCGAUCUGGAUCCGCGGCUCUUCCUCGGGAUUCCAGGACCAUCGUCCCAGAACCAGUUAAUGUAGCCCAGAAACCUGAAGAUUCAGGGAUUGACGAGGAUAGUAAUGGAGAUGAGAACAGCAAGAAGGGUGAGAACGACGACCAUCAUCCGUGGAACGGAAUCACCUUGGACAGUGACUCUAGGGCUGUUAGUCCGGAACCGCUGCUGUAUGAACAUGGGCCUAUGACACCGCCGCCUACCACGGUUAGCUUCAUCCGCGCGCAGGCACAGGAAGUUCAUGUGCACCGGUCGCCGGAUAGGCAUGUGGGUGAUGGCAAUAUUUAUGAUGCGACGCCAAGGCAGUCGAUUAAGUCACCGGUGUUGUUGCCCAGGCGCGAUUCCAUGGAAGAGGAGAAUGAGACUGAUCUCCGAAAGACUGAGGAUGAAACUUUCAAUGCGAAUGAGAAGAGCGAUGAUGGUUUAGGUAACAUUCGUGAUGAAUCGCCUGCGAACGGGAACAGCCAUUUCAUCGUUGCUCCUAUCAAUGGUGGUGGCAAUGAAGUCAACAAAUCGGCCGAGCCAACUCCAGUUCAUCAAGCGCCCUACGAAGCCAGAGAUGUUGACCACGGAAAAGCUGUUGGAGUGGAGGAUAACGAGAAGGAGGAACCAGUUAUUCCAGGCCAUGUCGAGCAUAAUGAGCCACAGCAGCAAUCCCAAAUCGCCGACGUCACGAUUGUCCCUGCCGACGAGACCGCCCAGUCUCCCAAGCCGACGAAGGAUGCGGUUGAUCAGCAGCAGCCGCAGCAACAUCAGCCGCUUCAACCUCAACCUCAACCCCAACCUCAACAAGGAGCCGCUUUACCAUCAGCAUCACCACCACCACCACCACCAGCACCAGUACCGGCACCGGCACCGGCACCACAACAACAGUCCAUCAUCAUCAUCUCCCCCGAGCCUUCCCCCUCCCAAAGCCCCGAGCCAAGCAAACCACAACUCCAUCAACCCCAGCCCACCGAGAAUAACGGUGCCAUCACUACCGCCUCCGGCUUCCUCAUUUCCUCCUACCCCUCCAACCAAACCGAUCCCUCCAAUCCCAAAGGAAUCCUAAAACCCCUCACUGACCGCUCCAUCUUCGAAGAAGCCAAGCGGAAACAACUUCUCCGCGAGCAAGAGGAGAAGAUCCCUGUGUUUUCGGAUGAUGAUGAUUACAUGAAGCAGCAGAACAAUGGGACGGGGACGGGAGCGGCGGGAACGGGAAACAAAAAGAAGGAAGAUGAAGAUGCUGUGCCGAUGAUGAGCGCUACGAGUUAUCCGGGGCAGGAGUGGAAUCCGUAUGAACUUGGGAUGGGGGGCGAUGGCGGGGAGGGGUGGGAGGAUUGA
Messenger RNA from Neurospora tetrasperma FGSC 2508, 6618 nucleotides. RefSeq lists its product as uncharacterized. Bases 1 to 6618 code for a protein of 2205 amino acids. The record is from RefSeq and is a predicted model, not a curated record. The transcript has 3 exons. Lineage: Eukaryota; Fungi; Ascomycota; Sordariomycetes; Sordariales; Sordariaceae.